Molecule: messenger RNA, 5051 nt
Organism: Silurus meridionalis
Lineage: Eukaryota; Metazoa; Chordata; Actinopteri; Siluriformes; Siluridae
Gene: pou3f3a
Product: POU class 3 homeobox 3a
Exons: 5
Coding region: 2873-4243 (456 amino acids)
Biological process (GO): brain development; regulation of transcription by RNA polymerase II
Cellular component (GO): nucleus
Molecular function (GO): DNA-binding transcription factor activity, RNA polymerase II-specific; RNA polymerase II cis-regulatory region sequence-specific DNA binding
Source: RefSeq, a predicted model, not a curated record
GAGGAUGGAUAGAGCCUGGUGAAGAGAAGAAAACGACAAAAAGGCUGGAGAAGGCUCUUUUCCCACAGCUCCCCAGAGGGUUUCAUGUAGAGUUUAAACAGUAAAAGAGAUGCUGAUAGAGGUAACGACCAAGGAUUCUCUCGACUCUCGCUCCUCUAAGGAUGACCCAGUCAUCACAGACAGAAGAUUGGUUUGACUACGUUGGAAAUGGACAGGAGCUCUGAGAUAAUCUGUCAUUUCCUUUCAAGGUGCUCUGUCACUCCAUCUGCCUCUGUGUCCCUUUUACUUUUGGUCUUUCAUUCUCUCUCUCUCUUCCUCUCUAUCUUUUUCUCUCUUUCAUAAAUGCAUAGUGGUUUGAGUUUUUUUCACUGCAGGCCAUUUCCUUUAGUAAGCUGAAUAAAAUGCAAAUGCAGAUGAUGAGAAUGAAAGCAGGAAAGAGCUGUUCUAUGGUUUUGUUCCUACUGGUAUGGAGCCUAGUAACAGAAGAGCCUGAAUAAAAUGUAGGGAGGAAAAAAAGCAUUUCUUUAUAAAGUGCUCAGAGCACAAAUGUUACACUAUCCCUAGAAAGUAGAGACUUUGCAGAUUUGAAUGCAUACGUUGUGUUAACAUGCUUACUAUGCAACUUUAAAAAUUAAAACCUACAAGAGAUUCUGUCGAAUGUAGACUAUAUAAUCACUGAAUGAAGUGUAUAACUUACGUUUCAGUGUUAACAAGCAAUCUAAACUUAAACAGUGUUCACAAUUAGUUAUUCCAUUCAUAACUUUGUGAAAUGUGAAUUUCACAGUUUUUAUAGUCUUAAAUUUUUCCUUUAGUGUAUAGGAUUCUAUGUUAUUAUGCUGCCUACAGCACCAUAUACCAGAUACAAUAAAAACACUAAUAUACAAUGAGCAGGCCAGUUUUGACCACAGAAUCAACCAGUAUUUCAUGGCUAUAAUAACAAAUUCCUGUAAAUACAGUACUGUACAUUUUGUCAAUAUCCUUAUAGCUUGAUUCAGCAUCUCAUGUGCUCUUUUUGACAGGAGCUUUAAUGUCUGCUGCGUAGCACUGGGUUAUUCAGUCUGAUGUGUUGUGAAGGUGAGAGGCAAAGAAUGACACAAAAGGAAAGAUAAUCCCAGCCAUCCUGCCUCUGUAAAGCAGCUUUCUCUGAAAGAAGUCCUUGUGUGCUUAGCAGAAGCACUGAGACUCACCUGCGGAAGAGAAAGAGAUGUAAAUCGUAAUCACUUAAAGAAGCGAAAAGUGCCCACUGAAAACUCCCCUGUUAAACAACUAUCCGUGUAUAUAUUAGUUCUAUACUUAAUUUGUAUCUUAUCAAGGACUGCAUUUACUCAGUGAUGAAAUAGCGUGGCUUUUUUUGUUUUUGCUGUUGGUGUAAAGAAGCACAAGCUCUGUCUAUUAUCUUGAUAGGAAAGAAGGUGAGGCCAAUUACAGGUUUCAUUUCAGUGUUAGUGAUGAUGCUUAUAUACCUGAAAUAGGUAUUGUUUAGAAAUCAUGGAAACCUAUAUUUAAAAAAAAAGGUUUAGAAACAAAAUAGUAAAUAGGGGGCUGAGGUGCAGAGCUGUAUCUGUGUGUGAUUUAAUUCUAAUUUUGCUAUGUUUCAUAAGAGCACUGCCAUGGAAAAUAUACAGUUUGAUUAAUGUAAUUCCAUAUAAUAGGUCAAAUAUGUCUCAUAUAUACUCACAGACUCAAAGAUAUCAUGAUGGGGCUGUUUUCUUUUUACUCAGGCACCCAUAAAAGCUUUUCUUCAUAUGUUACAAAACUACACUUUUUGCCCUGGGUGUAUUAUAUUAUGAUUUAGUGGGAACAAGGCUCAAGGCUGUGUCAGGGUGAGACACACGCAGUGUGAUCAGGUUUACAUAGUGUAGUAAGGACGUUUAGUAAGGGUUCAAUAAUGUAAAACUUUACUUCUCCUACCAUCAGCACUGUGGAGACUGUAGCACAGUGACUGACUGAAGCCACACAUUAAAGCACUAAGUAAGAAGAGGAUUUUUCUCCUUACCUACCCGUAUACAUCAACUGCAGACUUCAUUAUGAAUCUCUUUGGCCUCCACUGCAUCUAUUUCUUAUGUAUGCUUUUCUAACGUCUCUGAGCUCCGCCCCUCGCUCAGCAGACAGCCAAUAAGCGCGGGUCGUGCGCAAAGCCCCGCGUCCCGAUUGGAUGAAGGACGCGGAAGAUUCGCGCACGCCAGGCUGAACGUAAACACUCGCGUAGUCUCCGGCGCAGAGGGAGGAGCGCAUCAAACUGUCAGAGGACGAGCGAGGAGGGAGAAAGAGCAAGAAGUGUGGAAUUUCUCAUCAAAUGCGCAUAAAUUAAUAUAAUUUAGGCAUGAUUAGAGGGAUUUAUGGUUUAAAUCAGGUGGAGCAUGCAAGCAGAUGAAAGAUGAGGACCAAGAAAAAGUGAGAAGCAAAAGCCAGCCAGCAGCUGACGGGACAAGCUGGAAGUUUACAAAGCGAGAAUCCUCCCGAGCUUGUCCUUUUCUGAGUGAAGGUAUCUGUCGAUGAUGUGCUUCCAUGUGGGAUUUACGUGAUCGGGACCCUUUCAAGGCUUUUCGUCUGCACGGUUAUGAACUUAUUUUAAAGCCUUAAAAAAAAAAUAAUGACUUUAUGAAAGGAAUAAGCAUUUGUUCAAAGGUGCGUUUUUUUUACCCUGCAAAAUGUGGAUUUCUACUUUAAAAGUACAUGCACUCUCUAAACAUUUUGGGGAUCUUUAAUUUGAAGACUUCUCAUCGUACGAAGCCAAUAAUAAUAUUACCAAGAACUGUUUUCCAGUUUGAAUAAUUCAUGAACCAGUGCGCUCCAUCGACGGCUGGAAAAAAGUUACGGAAAUACGGGGAGGAGGAAUAACAAGUAGACUUGUUCGGAGUGGUAAGCUGGGAUGGCCACAGCGGCUUCCAAUCCUUACCUGUCCAGCAACAGCAUACUAUCCUCAUCAGGCUCGGUCGUGCACUCGGAUUCCGGAGGUGGCAUGCAGCCAGGAAGCGCUGCCGUUACUUCAGUCUCAGCCGGAUACAGAGGAGAUCCCGCGGUCAAAAUGGUGCAGAGCGAAUUUAUGCAAGGAGCCAUGGCGGCCAGUAACGGGGGCCACAUGCUAAGCCAUGCGCAUCAGUGGGUCACCUCGCUGCCUCACGCUGCUGCCGCUGCCGCGGCCGCGGCAGCCGCGGCAGCCGAAGCCGGAUCGCCUUGGUCCACCAGUCCCGUGGGAAUGGCGGGCAGCCCGCAGCAGCAAGACGUCAAGAGCACUUCGAACCGAGACGAUCUGCACUCUGGUAGCGCGCUGCACCACCGAGGCGGUCACGGAGCUCACCAGGCGCACCAAAGCGCAUGGGUUGGAACCACGGCGGCGGCGCACAUCAGCACCAUCACCGCGGGCCAGCAGCAGUCCCAACAGUCUCUCAUUUACUCUCAGCCAGGUGCGUUUACCGUCAACGGGAUGCUUAAUCCCGCCAGCAGUUUGGUUCACCCUGGUCUGAUGCGCGGUGAUUCGCCCGAAAUGGACCACGGCAGCCACCAUCAUCACCACCACCAUCAUCAUCCUCACCACCACCCCCAUCAGCAGCAGCAGCAGCAACACGCGCACCAUCCUCACGCGCAGCACCACGGCGGCGUGAACAGCCACGACUCGCACUCUGACGAGGACACGCCGACUUCCGACGACCUCGAGCAGUUCGCCAAGCAGUUCAAGCAACGUCGCAUCAAGCUCGGCUUCACGCAGGCCGAUGUCGGCUUGGCCCUCGGCACGCUCUACGGUAACGUUUUCUCGCAGACCACCAUCUGCAGGUUCGAGGCGCUGCAGCUCAGUUUCAAGAACAUGUGCAAGCUCAAGCCGCUGCUGAACAAGUGGCUGGAGGAAGCCGACUCGAGCACCGGCAGCCCUACAAGCAUCGACAAAAUAGCGGCGCAGGGCCGCAAGCGCAAGAAGCGCACCUCCAUCGAGGUGAGCGUCAAAGGGGCCUUGGAGAGUCACUUCCUCAAAUGCCCCAAACCUUCGGCGCAGGAGAUCACCACAUUGGCGGACAGUCUGCAGCUGGAAAAGGAAGUGGUUCGUGUUUGGUUCUGCAACCGGAGACAGAAGGAGAAGAGGAUGACACCGCCUGGUGUAGGCCAGACGCCAGAGGACGUGUACUCUCAGGUCGUCAACGAGAGCUUUGUGGUAGAUUGCUUAAAAGAUGCAAGUUUGAAAGAUGAAACCGACGACCAGGUGGACACAACUUCGAGCUCAUAUCGCCAGCUCAUUUUGGUGCAUUAACAGCACAAGCAUAACAAAUCAAAACAAAACAAUAAAACAAACAAGCAAAAUAAAAAACCCAAACAGAUGUUUAUGGAUCGCCCUCGAGAGACAUGAGAGAAAUGACUGGCAGGAACUUGAACACAACCACCAAAUGAAAUGAACUGCGGCGUCGCCUUUCCCAAACUGAGGAAUUAUAUUAUUCGUUUCAACGAAAUAAUGUUUUUUUUUUUCUGGCGAGAUUCCUCACCAGAAACAUCUCUUUUUUUCGAAGAUUUGAUGUGUUACAAACUAUUUUCUAUUUCAUAGAUUUUCUUUCGUGGACCGGACUUCUGUGAAUAGUUUUCACACAUGAACAGGAUUUUAAAAUGCACUUAUUCGUCCUCUUUGUGGACACUUUUUUGGUUUGGCUGAAUAAUUGUGCACUUGAUCCCUUUUCUUUACUGCUAUUUCCACGCAGUAGAUUUUGGCCCAUUUUUGAUGAGUCUGUAUAAAUUUCACUAAAUGAAUUCUCAGUGGUGAUCAACUUGCUUUAUAUUUUUUACUGGAAUCACACCUUUUGGAGUAUUUGACAAAGUUCCCCGAAAUGUUGCGAGAUGUGACCUUUCUCUUCUAGAAGUAGCAUUUCAUGUGUACCCUUUUCCUCUCCUGCUUUCAUUCCCGAAAUCUAUACAGUUAGUAGGCUGACACAAUGGUUAUUAAAAUUUGCCUACAGAACAGCACAUUGAUAAAUCUGAUAGGCUGACAAUUCUUUUCCCUGUGAUUGUUAUUUAAGUUCAGUAUUGAUCCAGUCAGAGGUGAUUGAGAACAAUAAAUUUGAUAAAUUUAA